Molecule: messenger RNA, 1281 nt
Organism: Asparagus officinalis (garden asparagus)
Lineage: Eukaryota; Viridiplantae; Streptophyta; Magnoliopsida; Asparagales; Asparagaceae
Product: expansin-A8-like
Biological process (GO): plant-type cell wall organization
Cellular component (GO): extracellular region
Source: RefSeq, a predicted model, not a curated record
ACAAUGAUGGUAAAUAUUACCAAACAUCCACUCACUACUCCAACUACCCAACAAAUUUCAGAGCUAUGCAUGUGAGUAGUUAUGUCGGUUUCUCGCAAAAGACAGAUCAAAUGGCAUAAGUAUAAUCAUUUUAAAUUAUAAUCUUGCAUUAGUCAACUAACUGAAACAGUUAUAUAUAGAGAGGAUGAGGAGAUGCAUUGGCAUAGAAAGAGCCAAUAAGAGAGAUACUCGCAAAGAUAGCCAGUGAUCGAACAUGGCUCUGAGAAUUGCAAGUGCAUUGGUCAUGCUUUUCACAUUGCUCAUCUCCGACCUCGGAGGUUCGGCGGCUUUCUAUGGCGGAGGCGACGCCUCGGGUACAAUGGGCGGCGCUUGUGGAUAUGGAAACCUGUACACCGAUGGUUACGGAGUGAAAAAUGCAGCGCUGAGCACCGCGCUGUUCAACAGCGGAGCUUCCUGUGGCUCCUGUUAUCAGAUUGUCUGUGACGCUGCGAAGGACCCGCAGUGGUGCAAGAGAGGCACGUACAUAACAAUCACCGAAAAUUUCUGCCCGCCGAACUACAAUUGCUCCGAGUAACAACGGCGGGUGCCGAGAAAGCAUUUCGACAUGUCUCAGCCUGCUUGGGAGACCAUCGCCAUAUACCGCGGAGGAAUUGUCCCCGUGUAUUACAGAAGGGUUCGGUGCGGGAGGACUGGGGGCGUGAGAUUCACGAUCAACGGAAGGAACUACUUCGAGCUGGUUCUGGUGACCAAUGUAGGAGGAAGCGGGGUUGUGUCAGCAAUGUGGAUCAAAGGUUCGAACACAGACUGGCAAACGAUGAGCAGGAACUGGGGGAUGAACUGGCAGAGCUUCUCGUACCUCAACGGACAGAGCCUGUCCUUCAGGGUGCAGACCGACGACGGAAGGGUCAAGACCUUCUACAACGUGGCGCCCUCUAAUUGGCAGUUCGGUCAGACCUUUUCGACGUCGUACCAGUUUUAGUCACUUGUUGUCCUGCAAACACAGAGUAGGAGCCAUCAACAGCUUGUUUCCAAUUGCUAUGCCCAUACUCUCUUUUUUUUUCUCUUUUUUUUUUUUUUUGUGAGUGUGUGUGAUGUCUGAGGUUUGUGUUACUUGGAUUGUGGCUAAGUAUUGAAGUUAGCCCACCAAAAGUAACAUGGAUACAAGGAAUGAGUGGUGUGCAAGUAUUUGAAGAGGUUAUGGUGUGUAUCAUACAGCAGUUGCUUUAGAUGUUUUAGGUAAAGCAACCUCCCUGUACAAAGAUGGCCUUUUACAAGUUGAUU